ACGUCACACAACAGCAGCAGGCUCACUGUAGUCACAUGUGGCCUCGGAGGUCCCGGACGACGAGUGGUGGUGCUAGCGAAUUGGCCCUUCCGAGUGGAGCUGGCUUCACAGAAAAUAAACGACACAUUGAUUAAAAUAUCACAUAUAGCUUAGCCUUCUAAUCAGCCCCUCUGGUCAACCAUGCCCCCAAAGAAACCCGCCCCGGCGGGCGCGAAUAAAAAGACCCAAGAGAAGAAAAAGGAAAAGAUAAUCGAGGACAAGACAUUUGGUUUAAAGAACAAGAAGGGUGCAAAACAGCAGAAGUUCAUCAAGACUGUCGUACAUCAGGUCAAAUCUGGACCGACAGGUCUCAAGCCUGAAGGAGAAAAGGGCAGUAAGAAGGCAGAUAAGAAAAAAGAGCUUGAUGAACUGAACGAGCUCUUCAAACCAGUGGUCGCUCAACAGAAAGUCGCAAAAGGUGUGGACCCCAAGUCGGUGCUCUGUGCGUUCUUCAAGCAGGGCCAGUGCACCAAGGGGGAUAAAUGUAAGUUCAGCCACGACCUCACGCUGGAGAGGAAGUGUGAGAAGAGGAGUCUCUACGUCGACGAGAGGGACGAUGACCUCGAGAAAGACACCAUGGACAAAUGGGACGAGACCAAACUGGAGGAGGUGGUCAACAAAAAGCACGGGGAGGCUGAGAAGAAGAACUCUGCCAAGACACAGAUCGUUUGCAAGCACUUCCUGGACGCCAUAGAAGGCAACAAGUAUGGCUGGUUCUGGUCGUGUCCAGGGGGGGAGAGCUGUAUAUACCGACACGCUCUGCCGGCUGGCUUUGUGCUGAAGAAGGACAAGAAGAAGGACGAGGAGGAGGAGGAGAAGAUCUCGCUGGAAGAGCUGAUUGAGAACGAGCGUGCAGCACUGGGUCCUAAUGUCACCCGUAUCACCUUGGACACGUUCCUGGCCUGGAAGAAAAGGAAGAGGCAGGAUAAGGUGGAGAGAGACAUGGAGGACAUGGAGAAGAAGAGGGCUGACUUUAAGGCCGGGAGGUCGCUAGGGGUGAGCGGACGUGAAGUGUUUGAAUUCCGCCCCGAGCUGGUUGAUGACGAUGAUGAGGAAGCAGACGAUACCCGAUACGCCAACGACAGUGAGGAUGAAGAGGACGAUGACAAUGAGGAAGAGGGACAGGUGGAUGCUACAGAAUUCAAGGACAUAGACCUAUCCCGCUUCGUUCCGACUGAGGUGGAUAACUGUAUUGGAAUCACCGUGGCAACCAUGGACCGCUUCACAACCAGGCAUAAGACUAAACCUGCGGCCACUGACGACGAGGCCCACCUGAACGGCGCGUGUGGAGGAGCAGAGGUCAAUGGGCUGGCUGAAGGCGACGAUGAGGACGAGUGCGACGAGGAAGAGGAGGUGCCCGUGGACGAGAACCUGUUCACAGGGGAAGACCUGGAAGAUCUGGACGAGGAGCUGAACACAUUGGAGCUCGAAGACUAACGGGGAUGGGGAAGGGAAACAGGACAGGUGUGGACAGAUGUUUGGGGGUCGGCUCAUGGGAAGAAGAGAUGGAUGCAUGGUGGAGGAGGAGGGAGAAGUUCCAAUCGCAUGGGACUGACUGACGGGGACAGGUGCACAACGACCACAUUGUAUCACUAGACGGACUGACUUAAUUGAGGAUAACAAUUGGACUGACCGGGUACAAACAGGAAGUUAGUAGGGAGUGCCACCACAUGCACUUGACAAUGUUCCAGUAAUUUUAAAUUCAGAGACUCCAAUAAAGCCUGAUUGUAUGAUGACAUCCCGUCUCGGCCCUGUCUUUGUUUCCCAGCAGCUGGUCUCCUGACCCAUGUCUCCCAAACCAUUAAACAACUUGGCUUUAUUGCAAAAGUUGGACUGAUUGGGGUGUACAAAGGCCAGCCAGAUUAUCAAAUAAUCGCUCUUGACUGUAGCUUUUAUUGAUUUUAAUUGGACAAUUGAAGGUGACUUGAGUUAUGUAGUGGAUGUGCUUUACUACUUGUUAACAAGCCACUCCCAGGAUGUAAUGAAUAUUGACAAACUUGGUUUGAAUUCUAUUUUUGAAAAUAGGAAUAAAGCUUUAAAAAUAAUUGGAAAUGUUAAACUGAUUCUUGAAUCUUCGCUAUUUAAUUUCUUUUCGAAUCCUUGAUUAAUUGAAGUGCAGUUUUGGAAACUAAACGUUAUCCAUGGCAUGUAGUGGAACAAAUUACAAAUGUCACUGUUGACCAGCCCAACAUUGUAAAUAAGCGUGCUCAUGAAUUACAAGCUAGAAAAAAAAAUAAAGAUUGUACAUUUAAUGUGUGGGAUUAAUUUCAAUUUCAUUUUAAAUUUUGGGCAAACCUUGUUUUCUUAAUCAAAGUGUUCAAGACUUUCAACACAAUCAAUCUUUGGCUCUGGCACAAGACUUUUCCCUAGAUCACAUUCCCCAUGU
This is a messenger RNA of Gadus chalcogrammus (walleye pollock), 2425 nucleotides long. It is a transcript of the gene zc3h15, whose product is annotated as zinc finger CCCH-type containing 15. Bases 181 to 1476 code for a protein of 431 amino acids. The transcript is spliced from 11 exons. The record is from RefSeq and is a predicted model, not a curated record. Gene Ontology annotation, cellular component: cytosol. Gene Ontology annotation, molecular function: mRNA binding; metal ion binding. Lineage: Eukaryota; Metazoa; Chordata; Actinopteri; Gadiformes; Gadidae. Gene Ontology annotation, biological process: cytoplasmic translation.